CGGGCCGGGCCCGGUGGGUGCGCGGUUCCUGCGGGUGCUCCCGCCGCUGGUCCCGAGGCUGUGCCUGCUCCUGGCGCUUGGCUGCAGCUCGGCGCGGGCUCCCGGGCGCGGAGCGGCGUCGCGGCCGCCGGUAGCGGAGCCCGGAAAGACGCAGUGUGGGCGCGGAGGCGGGCGCGGGUGCCCCGGGGCUGGCAGGGGGUGGCCCGGCCCGGCGGGUUCAAGAGUUUUCGUCCCUCGGCCCCUUCGUCCCCCGCCGCGCAGGGGGCGCGCAGAGAAAUAAAAUGCUCGGUAACACGCACGGAUAGUGUCCAUAGGCGAGGCGUCGGCAAAGAGGCGUGCUAAGCAUGGAGGGAGAUGAAGAGGAAGACUAUAUGUCUGAUUUAUUUAUUAAGCAGGAUGUAAGGCCAGGCUUGCCCAUGGUGAGGCGGGUGAAGGAAGCUCUUCAGAAAGAAGAAAAGCAAAAAGAAGCCAAUGAGAAAAACAGACAAAAAAGCAUAAAAGAAGAAGAAAAAGAGAGACGCGACUUGGUACUGAAAAGUGCCCUAGGCAACGAGAACAAAGGCUUUGCUUUGCUCCAGAAGAUGGGCUACAAGAGCGGCCAGGCCCUUGGCAAAAGUGGAGAAGGCAUUGUUGAACCUAUUCCUCUGAACAUAAAAACAGGCAGAAGUGGGCUUGGUCACGAGGAAUUAAAAAAGCGAAAAGCUGAAGAAAAACUGGAAAACUAUAGACAAAAACUCCAUAUGAAAAAACAAGCAAAUGAACAAGCUGCAGAUCAGUUCAGAAUAAGAUUCAAAACCAAACAAGAAGAACGCAAGAUGGAAGGGGACCUGAGAAAAAGCCAGAGGGCCUGCCAGCAAUUAGAUAUGCAAAAAGAUAUUGAUGUUCCCAAGGAGACUUGGUUUUGGAUAGAACCUGAAGAGGAAGACAAAAAGGAUGAGGAAGACAAGGAAGAUGAAUGCACAAGCUCAGACUUAAGUGUAUCAGAAAAGCUACACAUCCUGACGGCCUAUUUGAGAGAGGAGCACUUCUAUUGCAUUUGGUGUGGGACGACCUAUGAAGACUCUGAAGAUUUAUCUUCAAACUGUCCUGGAGACAGUGCUGCAGAUCAUGACUGAAGCCUAUCUAAAAGAAGGAGCCUUAGAUAAGUAUGUAUAAUUUAUAGUAUCUUUUAGAAGGCUUGGAGCUGUGCCAUACUCAAGAAUUCAUACCAAAAUAUGCAGAAGAAGAGUUUAAGUUGACAGGUUAAAUUCGUACUGAUGCACAGUUUAACAGGACUUAAAACUUGGUAUUUGUAAUUGAACUAAUGUAAUUGAGAGGUAGGUUAUGUCUUUCACAUCUUUGUUUAUGCCCUGCCCAAAUGAUAAUAAAAUUCAAGUUUGAGUAAAGAAAUAAAUAUUGGCUAGUCACUGUA
Messenger RNA from Corvus hawaiiensis (hawaiian crow), 1411 nucleotides. It is a transcript of the gene GPATCH11, whose product is annotated as G-patch domain containing 11. NCBI's taxonomy places the organism in Eukaryota, Metazoa, Chordata, Aves, Passeriformes, Corvidae. Gene Ontology annotation, molecular function: nucleic acid binding. The coding region runs from base 345 to 1115 and encodes 256 amino acids. The transcript is spliced from 8 exons. Gene Ontology annotation, cellular component: kinetochore. The record is from RefSeq and is a predicted model, not a curated record.